Williopsis jadinii is the source of this 3042-nucleotide messenger RNA. RefSeq names its product hydantoinase. The record is from RefSeq and is a predicted model, not a curated record. The transcript has a single exon. Gene Ontology annotation, molecular function: 5-oxoprolinase (ATP-hydrolyzing) activity. Bases 101 to 3040 code for a protein of 979 amino acids. Gene Ontology annotation, biological process: glutathione metabolic process. Lineage: Eukaryota; Fungi; Ascomycota; Saccharomycetes; Phaffomycetales; Wickerhamomycetaceae. Gene Ontology annotation, cellular component: cytosol.
AGAAAAGACUCCCUUAUCAGCAGAGUUUACUCGAGCGAAAACAGUAUGGAGCGAACUCUGGAGUAGCUAUAUCAAGGAUACAGGUGCCCAGUCUGCAACAAUGGUUCAACACGAUGUUUUACAACAAACCUCAAUGACAAGAACUUUACUGAUAGGUGUGGAUGUUGGAGGAACAAACACAGACUCUGUGCUUGUUGAUCCGCACAGAGUCAACGAAGCUAAUAAAGGAGUGAUCAGCUGGAACAAGUCGGUUACAACAAAUGAUGUAUCAGAUGGUAUAUCAAAUGGUGUAUCAAAGUUGAUGGAAGAUGCAAUCGGUAUCGAUAAGAAUGAUAUUACAUCAGUGACAAUUGGUACAACCCAUUUCAUAAAUGCAGUUAUUGAGCAAGAUGCUUCACGCUUGGAGAAAGUCGCCAUUCUCAGACUCUGUGGUCCUUAUUCUCGUGAGAUUCCUCCUUUUUCAAGCUUUCCAAACGGCUUAAGAAGCAUAAUGGAAGGAUAUGUCGGUUACUUGAAUGGAGGAUUCCAUGUCGACGGUAAAAGCAUUCAACCUGUUGAUGAGAAUGAGGUGAUGAAACACGUUGAUGAAAUCAAAGGUAAGAAUAUUUCCUCAAUUGUCAUCAAUGGGAUUUUCUCUUCGCUCAACCCUGAACAAGAGAUACAAGUGAAGGAGAUGAUUCUCAAGGUAUAUCCAUGUGCCAAGGUUGUUAUGUCCCACGAAGUUUCUGGUGUUGGAUAUAUAGAAAGGGAAAAUGCAUCCAUUUUGAAUGCUUCGAUCUUGUCAUUCUCUGAAAGAAUAAUAGGGUCGAUUGUGGAUGCCAUUGAGAACAGGAUGGGAUUUCAUUGUCCUGUAUUUCUUACCCAAAAUGACGGAACUGUCCUGUCAGCUCAUGAAUGCUUGAAGUUUCCAAUAAGAACUUUUUCCUCUGGAACAACAAAUUCUAUGAGAGGUGCUUCGUUUCUUGGUAAUGUUAUUGGUAAACAAGCCAUUGUUGUCGAUGUUGGUGGAACUACUGCAGACGUGGGAUUGUUGCUUCCAACUGGAUUUCCCAGAGAGUCAUCUUCUUAUUGCAACAUUGGUUCUGUCCGGUUAAACUUUGGCAUGCCCCAUGUUGAAAGCAUUGGACUUGGAGGCGGCUCCUUGGUUCGUGAAGUCAACGGUGACAUCUUAGUGGGCCCUGAGUCUGUUGGAUCCCAAAUUUUGACCAGGGCAUUGAUAUUCGAAGGUAACGAGGUCACAGCGUCUGACGUUGCAGUUGCAGCAGAUAGCAACUUGACCAUUGGCGAUUCUUCCAAAGUCAAAAAUCGUUUCUCUGAAGAGUUCAUCGCAAAGUUCCAAGAGCGUGUUAAGCUGAUGCUUGAAAUCGUUGUUGAUAAGAUGAAGACGUCGCCAGAAGAUGUCACUGUGAUUGCUGUUGGUGGAGGUUCAUUUAUAAUCCCAGAGAACUUGAAUGGUGCUUCCAAAGUCAUUAGACCAGAGUUCUAUGGAGUUGCAAACGCUAUUGGUGCAGCUUUGGGAAAAAUCUCUUCAGAGGUUCACGUCAUUAGACAGCUUAAUGGAGAACCAAAAGAAGAGAUUUUAGAGCAGUUGAAGCAGGAGGCUAUCGAAAAGGCACAUGAGAAGGGUGCACUUGUAUCAUCAACGAAAAUAGCCUAUAUUUCCAGUGAACCAAUUCCAUAUUGUGAUGGGGCUUACGAGUUUAUGGUCAAAACCAUCUCAGAUAUUGACUACGACGUUAUCAAACAGAAGUUCAGUCGCUCUUUGAAUAUAAGAUCUGAAGCAAGAUCUGGGAUCUUCAAAGAUUCACAUGUUCAAGAGCAAGCUGAAGUUGAUCUUGAUGCCUUUGAUUAUCUGAGUUACAAGCCCGUCAUAAAUAGCGAAAGGCAAUGGAUCUUGAGUGAGAUUGAUUUAGAACUUCUCAGAAUCGGUACUUAUAUCCUUGGCUGCGGUGGAGGUGGAGAUCCAUUUCCUGAAUUCUUGUCAACCAGAAAUCUUUUGAGGAAAGGCGAAACUAUCUGUGUGGUUGAUACAAAAGAUAUCGCUAAAUACACCAAAGGUACUGGUAGCAUUGGAUCUCUAUGCAGUGCUGGAUCUCCAACAGUCUCUAAUGAACAACUGAAAGGACCUGGGAUGGUUAAAUGUGUUGAAGUCAUGAAGAAGUUCACAGGCAAGUCCAUUGAUUUGGUCUUCCCUGUUGAAAUUGGUGGUGGAAAUGGAAUGUCUGUCUUUCGUGUUGCAACAUCUUCUCAACUAAAUGUUCCUGUGAUCGAUUGUGAUCUCAUGGGAAGGGCAUACCCAACCCAUUGGCAAACCAUACCUGUUGUGAAUUCUGAGGAUGGCAAACCGUGCUAUCCUCCGCUGGUUGCAAGCAACGGUAACGGGAAUACCAUCAUUGUUGCUGAAACAAAGAGUGAUUACUUACUCGAGAAGGUCCUGAGAGCGUCUUUGUCAGAAAUUGGGUGUACUGUUGAUCUUAUCAACCCACCAAUGGAUGAGAAGACCACCACACUUAACACCAUCCAUGGGUCUUUAUCCUUGGCCUGGAGAAUUGGAAGAGCCGUGAGAAUUGCCAGACAAAGAUCUGAAAUCUAUAAAAUGCCACAACGGAUCUUAGAGGCCUUUGGCAAUAGUGGUAAACUAUUGUUUGAAGGAAAAAUCGUCGGUGUUGAAAGAAGGCUCCAUAAAGGUCAUGUUUGGGGUGAUGUUCUUAUCGAAUCUUUAGACAAAACACAUGUCAUGACGAUUCCAUUCAAAAAUGAGAACAUCUAUGCAAAGAUUGAUGACAAAGUUGUAUGUUCUGUUCCCGACCUGAUAUCGAUCAUUGACUCAAACACUGGUGAAGCUGUUGGUACACCGGAUUAUAGGUAUGGGUUAUUUGUAUUUGUUCUAGGUAUUGCGCCUAGUGAUAAAUGGACAUCAACCACGAAGGCCAUUGAGAUUGGUGGUCCCAAGGGCUUUGAUCUGGAGGAUGUUGACUACAAGCCUAUCUCAGAGUAUAAGCCCCCAUUAACUGUCUUUGAUGAAUUCUUCUCAGACUGAAA